AUGGCUACAUCCUCUUUCCAUCGGGCAACAGAGACCGUCGAGUACCUACGAUUACGCCUGCCCGCACAUCUGGCCAAACCACGUGUCGCAAUAGUAUGCGGCUCAGGUUUGGGCGGAUUGGCAGAGACGAUCAGCAGCACCGAGCGAAUAGAGUGGGCUUAUAGAGAUGUGCCUAACUUUCCGCAAUCAACAGUACCCGGCCACGAAGGUAAACUUAUCUUCAGCACAAUGACCGAUCGAAAAGUGCCAGUCGUGCUUUUAGUAGGAAGAGCGCAUUUCUACGAAGGCCACAGCAUGGAGCUCGUGACCUUUGCCACGCGAGUCUGCAAAGUUCUCGGCGUGGAAACCAUGCUCCUGACCAAUGCUGCCGGAGGCCUGAACCCGGAGUACCAGGUCGGCGACAUUGUGUGCUUGAACGAUCACCUCAAUCUGUCCGGCCUAGUUGGCUUUCACCCAUUGCGUGGACCGAACGACGAUGAGUUCGGCACACGGUUUCCGGCUCUCAGCGAUGCGUAUGACAUCUCCCUCCGACAACUUGCGCAUCGCUCGUGGCAAAACCUGAGGGAGCAGUCGCCAAGCCAAAGAAAGAUGCACGAGGGAGUGUAUGCCUUCGUCGCCGGGCCUACGUACGAAACGCGCGCAGAGUGUCGCAUGCUGAGGCAGCUGGGUGCUGAUGUCGUAGGCAUGUCGACGGUGCCGGAGAUUAUUGUGGCCAGACAUUGUGGGAUGCGGGUGCUGGCAUUCAGUCUAGUGACGAACAAUGCUGUGCUGGAGCCAGCCGUCCGUGCGGAUGAUCCGCAGUUAGAGGGACUCUCUUCUGCGGCGCUGAUCGAGCACCUGAGCCGCGGCCGUGCCAAUCAUGAGGAGGUGCUAAAGGCUGGUCGGCUAGCGGCACUGGACAUGCAAGGUCUGGUUCUGCGAAUAGUGUCUGAGAUGUAA
This is a messenger RNA of Baudoinia panamericana UAMH 10762, 939 nucleotides long. RefSeq lists its product as uncharacterized. The transcript has 3 exons. Lineage: Eukaryota; Fungi; Ascomycota; Dothideomycetes; Mycosphaerellales; Teratosphaeriaceae. Gene Ontology annotation, molecular function: purine-nucleoside phosphorylase activity. Gene Ontology annotation, cellular component: cytoplasm. Bases 1 to 939 code for a protein of 312 amino acids. The record is from RefSeq and is a predicted model, not a curated record. Gene Ontology annotation, biological process: nucleoside metabolic process.